UCUCCAGCUCCCUGCUAGCAUCAUUCUCGCUCACACACAUCAUCUACAUACAGCAGCAACAGCCAUGGCGCCCUACAUUGCCAACAAGAAGCCUCUCGUUACGAUGGCACUUAUUCUGCUCGCUGUCCUAACCAUUGCAAACUGCAUCUGCUGCACGGUCGCUGCACGGGAUCUUCCCGGCAGCGGCUCUGUCGCAGAGGCUGCUAUGAUGGUGAGGUUUGAGAGGUGGGUGACGGAGCACGGCCGCACCUACAAGGACGCGGCCGAGAAAGCACGAAGGUUCCAGGUUUUCAUGGCGAAUGCCAUUUUUGUUGACAGUUCCAAUGCCGCAGGUGGCAAAAAGUAUCACCUGGCUAUCAAUGGGUUUGCCGACAUGACUCAUGAUGAGUUCAUGGCGAGGUACACCGGGUACAAGGCCACGCCGGCUACGGGCAUGAAGAUGCCCGGUUUCCAGUACGGGAACGUUACACAGUCAGAGCCCCAGCAGGCGGAGGUUGACUGGAGGCAGAAAGGUGCAGUUACAGGUGUCAAGAAUCAAGAGGAUUGCGGUUGUUGCUGGGCGUUCUCCGCGGUGGCGGCCAUCGAGGGCAUCCACCACAUCAAGACAGGUGAGCUGGUUUCGCUGUCGGAGCAGCAACUACUGGACUGCUCCACCAACGGGAACUACGGUUGCGACGGCGGCAAUAUGGACAACGCCUUCGAGUACAUCAUCAGCAACGGCGGAAUCACCACCGAGGACGCCUACCAGUACACUGCCAUCCAGGACAUGUGCCAGUCCGUCCAACCGGCAGUCACUAUCAGAAGCUACCAGGACGUGCCCCGCUACGAUGAGGACGCGCUCGCAGCGGCUGUUGCCAACCAGCCCGUGUCCGUGGGCGUCGACGCGAACAACUUCCAGUUCUACGACGGCGGCGUGAUGACCACGGACAGCUGUGGCACGGACUUGAACCAUGCGGUGACGAUAGUAGGGUACGGCACAGCUGAGGAUGGCAGCCAGUACUGGCUGAUCAAGAACAGUUGGGGGGAGACCUGGGGAGAGGGAGGGUACCUGAGGCUUGAGAGGGGUGUCAACGCAUGUGGCGUUGCCAUCCAAGCCUCCUAUCCAGUGGCGUGAACUCGGAAAACAACCCGCGCAAUCUAUAUCCAUGAAGGCAUGCACAAAUAAGAAUAUGUAAUAAUCCAUGCGCAUAAAUUGGUUUCUUAGCGUAAGGUAAACUUUAAAUUUAAUAAUUUAUGUGCCAUUUUAAAAAACUUCACGUAAUCGUCUAUAUAUACAUGUAACAUUUUUGUUGUUUGUAUUUUCUUGAA
This is a messenger RNA of Setaria italica (foxtail millet), 1308 nucleotides long. RefSeq names its product senescence-specific cysteine protease SAG39. Gene Ontology annotation, molecular function: cysteine-type endopeptidase activity. Lineage: Eukaryota; Viridiplantae; Streptophyta; Magnoliopsida; Poales; Poaceae. The transcript is spliced from 2 exons. The record is from RefSeq and is a predicted model, not a curated record. The coding region runs from base 65 to 1114 and encodes 349 amino acids. Gene Ontology annotation, cellular component: lysosome.